GGUUAGGGUUUUUGUCCUUUUUUUUAACUUGGAUUUAAAGAGAGUAGAGAAAAAUGUCGCACCUUGGUGGUGGUGCCGAGGCACACGCACGGUUCAAGCAGCACGAGUACGUGCCAACUCGAGCACGGUUCAAGCAGGAGGAAACAGAGAAGAUUGAGGAGGAAAUGAAGGGGACAGAUUCGCAGCCUAUUUUGGAGCAGUUGCAUGCAACAAGGGCCUCUGCGAAAGAGAGGCAGAAGAACUUGGAGAAGAGUAUAAGGGAAGAGGCACGUCGGUUGAGGGAUGAUACCGGCGGUGAUGGGGAUAGGGACAGUGAGAGGAGCAGGAGGGGGCUUGCUGAUAGAGAUGCAGAGUGUGGAUGGUUGAAAGGUCAGCGUCAGAUGCUUGAUCUAGAUAACCUUGCUUUUGCACAAGAUGGUUUGUUUAUGGCAAAAAAGAAGUGUGACCUUCCAGAUGGGUCCUAUAGGCAUCUCAACAAGGGUUAUGAAGAAAUUCAUGUGCCGGCUUUGAAGGCUAAACCACUUAAGGAGAAUGAGAAGCUUGUUAAGAUAUCUUCUAUGCCGGACUGGGCACAACCAGCCUUUAAAGGAAUGACACAGUUGAAUAGGGUUCAGAGCCAGGUUUACGAGACUGCUCUUUUCAAGCCUGACAAUCUUCUUCUUUGUGCUCCAACUGGGGCUGGUAAAACUAAUGUGGCGGUCCUCACAAUUCUCCAGCAGAUUGCCCUGCAUAGAAAUCCAGAUGAUGGUUCAACUGAUCAUAGUGCAUACAAAAUUGUUUAUGUUGCACCUAUGAAAGCCCUUGUAGCUGAGGUUGUUGGGAAUUUAUCCAAUCGGCUGCAGAGUUAUGAUGUUAAAGUUAGGGAGCUCAGUGGAGAUCAAUCGCUAACCCGACAACAGAUAGAGGAGACUCAAAUUAUUGUAACAACACCUGAGAAGUGGGAUAUUAUCACUCGGAAGUCAGGAGAUCGUACUUACACACAACUUGUGAAACUAGUUAUCAUUGAUGAGAUCCAUCUUCUUCAUGAUAAUAGAGGUCCUGUUCUUGAAAGCAUUGUUGCUAGAACAGUAAGGCAGAUUGAAACCACAGAAGAGCAUAUUCGGUUGGUGGGUUUGUCUGCUACUCUCCCUAAUUACGAAGAUGUGGCACUAUUUUUACGAGUUCAUCUGGAGAAGGGGUUGUUCUAUUUUGAUAAUAGUUAUAGGCCUGUUCCUCUUUCUCAACAGUAUGUUGGAAUCACAGUAAAGGAGCCACUUCAGAGGUUCCAGUUGAUGAAUGAUAUUUGCUAUGAGAAAGUUAUGGCUGUGGCAGGAAAACAUCAAGUUCUUAUAUUUGUACAUUCAAGGAAAGAAACUGCUAAAACAGCUAAAGCCAUCAGAGAUACUGCUCUUGCAAAAGAUACUCUUGGUAGAUUCCUUAAAGAAGAUAGUGCAAGUCGGGAGAUUCUUCAUACUCAUACUGACCUUGUGAAGAGCAAUGAUCUUAAGGAUCUUCUGCCAUACGGUUUUGCAAUUCAUCAUGCCGGUGUGACCAGGACAGAUCGUCAGCUGGUUGAGGAUCUCUUUGCUGAUGGGCAUGUGCAAGUUUUGGUAUCCACCGCAACCCUUGCCUGGGGUGUGAAUCUUCCAGCUCACACGGUGAUAAUUAAGGGAACACAGAUUUACAAUUCGGAGAAGGGAGCAUGGACUGAACUGAGCCCUCUUGAUGUGAUGCAGAUGCUGGGUCGUGCUGGAAGGCCCCAGUACGACUCUUAUGGUGAAGGAAUAAUUGUUACUGGCCAUAGUGAGUUGCAGUAUUACCUCUCACUUAUGAAUCAGCAACUUCCUAUUGAGAGCCAGUUUGUGUCCAAGUUGGCUGAUCAGCUGAAUGCAGAAAUUGUUCUUGGUACUGUCCAAAAUGCUAGAGAAGCCUGUGAUUGGCUUGCAUAUACUUACUUAUAUGUCCGCAUGUUGCGUAAUCCUUCACUUUAUGGUUUAGAACCUGAUGUGCUGACAAGAGAUAUAAAUUUGGAGGAAAGAAGAGCUGAUUUGAUUCAUACAGCUGCAACCAUCUUGGAUAGAAAUAAUUUGGUGAAGUAUGACAGGAAGAGUGGGUAUUUUCAGGUCACUGACUUGGGUCGCAUUGCUAGUUACUACUACAUAACACAUGGAACCAUCUCCACAUAUAACGAGCAUUUGAAGCCUACGAUGGGAGACAUAGAGCUAUGCCGAUUGUUCUCACUGAGUGAAGAAUUCAAGUAUGUGACGGUAAGGCAGGAUGAGAAGGUGGAGCUAGCAAAGCUUUUAGACCGUGUUCCCAUUCCCAUCAAGGAGAGUUUGGACGAGCCAAGUGUGAAAAUCAAUGUUUUGCUUCAAACAUACAUUUCACAGUUAAAGCUUGAAGGGCUUUCACUAACAUCUGAUAUGGUUUUCAUAACUCAGAGUGCUGGACGCCUUUUGCGGGCUCUUUUUGAGAUUGUACUGAAACGUGGAUGGGCACAGUUGGCUGAAAAGGCUCUGAACUUGUGCAAGAUGGUGACGAAGAGGAUGUGGAGUGUCCAAACACCUCUUCGUCAGUUCAAUGGUAUCCCUGGUGAUGUAUUAACGAAGUUGGAGAAGAAAGAUUUGGCGUGGGAGAGGUAUUAUGACCUAUCAUCACAAGAGAUAGGUGAACUCAUUCGUGCUCCGAAGAUGGGAAGGAUGCUUCACAAAUAUAUCCAUCAAUUUCCAAAACUGAACCUUGCAGCUCAUGUGCAGCCUAUUACUCGGACAGUUCUGAGGGUUGAACUCACAAUAACUCCAGAUUUUGCAUGGGAUGACAGAAUUCAUGGUUAUGUUGAGCCCUUUUGGGUGAUUGUUGAGGACAAUGAUGGUGAAUAUAUCCUUCAUCAUGAGAAUUUUAUGCUGAAAAAGCAGUUUAUUGAUGAGGAUCAUACGCUGAAUUUCACAGUUUCAAUCUACGAACCUCUUCCUCCUCAAUACGUCAUCCAUGUUGUUUCAGAUAGAUGGAUUGGGUCACAGACUGUUCUACCUGUUUCCUUCAGGCACCUUAUCUUACCUGAAAAGUACCCUCCCCCAACUGAACUCUUGGACCUGCAACCACUGCCUGUGACUGCAUUGAGAAAUCGAAAGUAUGAAGCACUUUAUCAGGAUUUCAAGCAUUUCAAUCCUGUUCAGACCCAAGUAUUCACAGUUCUGUAUAAUUCUGAUGACAAUGUAUUAGUUGCUGCACCAACAGGAAGUGGUAAGACCAUCUGUGCAGAAUUCGCUAUUUUGAGGAAUCAUCAAAAAGGGCCUGAUAGUGUCAUGCGUGUUGUUUAUAUUGCACCUAUUGAAGCUCUUGCCAAGGAACGGUAUCAUGAUUGGGAGAAGAAAUUUGGUAAAGAUGGUCUUGAAUUGAAGGUGGUUCAAUUGACUGGAGAAACAUCAACUGACUUGAAGCUACUUGAGAAAGGUCAGAUUAUCAUUAGCACCCCAGAGAAGUGGGAUGCUUUAUCCCGCCGCUGGAAACAGAGGAAACAUGUGCAGCAGGUUAGUCUUUUCAUCAUUGAUGAACUCCACUUAAUUGGAGGUCAAGGUGGUCCUGUUUUGGAAGUCAUUGUUUCGAGGAUGAGAUAUAUUGCUAGUCAGGUUGAAAACAAGAUUCGUAUUGUGGCUUUGUCUACCUCUCUUGCAAAUGCCAAGGAUCUAGGAGAAUGGAUUGGAGCUACUUCCCAUGGUCUUUUCAACUUCCCCCCCGGCGUUCGUCCUGUACCUUUGGAAAUACACAUUCAAGGUGUAGACAUUGCCAAUUUUGAGGCAAGGAUGCAAGCAAUGACGAAACCAACUUACGCUGCAAUUGUUCAGCAUGCCAAGAAUGCUAAACCUGCUCUUGUAUUUGUGCCUACAAGGAAGCAUGUGCACCUGACAGCUGUGGAUCUGAUUACAUACUCCGGGGCAGACAGCGCAGAGAAGCCAUUCUUAUUGUGGUCCCCAGAAGAGCUUAAACCUUUUCUUGACAAGAUUAGUGAUAAAAUGUUGAAAGCCACUUUACAAGAAGGAGUGGGAUACUUGCAUGAGGGCUUAAACAAUCUGGAUUAUGAUAUCAUGACCCAACUGUUUGAAGCUGGCUGGAUUCAGGUGUGUGUUUUGAGUAGUUCUAUGUGUUGGGGAGUGACAUUGUCAGCUCACUUGGUAGUUGUGAUGGGCACACAGUAUUACGAUGGGCGUGAAAAUGCACAGUCAGAUUACCCUGUUACUGAUCUUCUGCAGAUGAUGGGUCAUGCCAGCCGGCCUUUGGUAGAUAAUUCUGGGAAAUGUGUCAUCUUCUGCCAUGCACCCCGUAAGGAAUACUACAAGAAAUUUUUAUAUGAAGCUUUCCCUGUUGAGAGCCACCUUCAUCACUUCUUGCAUGAUAACUUGAAUGCUGAAAUUGUUGCUGGGGUUAUUGAGAAUAAGCAAGAUGCUGUAGAUUAUCUUACAUGGACAUUCAUGUACAGGCGGCUCACACAAAAUCCCAACUAUUACAAUCUACAAGGAGUUAGUCACAGACAUCUUUCUGAUCACCUUUCAGAGCUUGUGGAAAAUACAUUGAGUGAUUUGGAAGCAAGCAAGUGUAUUCUGAUCGAGGAUGACAUGGAUCUUUCUCCACUCAAGUGUAUUCCUAUACCCUUUACUUCAUGUGUGAUUCAUUCAUGGGAUGUGAUCAGGAGUAUGCUUUUGCCAUUGAUGUCAAAGAAGCAGGGGCUGCUGAUUGAUAGCAGCAGAGAAUGAAGAGGAACACGCAUAAAACAGUGGUAGACAAAGGAGUAACUAUCAUUCUCAGGACUCAGGAGUAGGAAGUGAAGUAGAUGUAGUGUUGCUUAUUGGAACACAAUUUUGCAGGCCAUAACAAGUUGCAACAGUAGGAAAUGAAGUUUGGAUAGGAUGCUAAAUUUGGACGCUUGAGCCCUUUAUUGAUUAUUUAGUAUUAUUUUUGAACUUUGGGAUGAAAGGUGUCAAUUAUGGGCUAUUGCAUCCAAAGAAUGAUAGACCUGAAUUUCCAUUUUUGACCAUUUUUACCCCAUCUUUAUAAUGCAGGUGAACUCUUAUAUUUUUGUACGUGCAUGUCGUUUGGGAGAACUGCUAGUGUCAGUUAAUCUUCCAAGUUUUAACUACAGUAGUAGUUUGUACAGAUGUGUUGCCAUUUGAAUAUCAAUGAUUGUCCUUACUCCACGAAAUUUUAACUCGAGAGUUCACUUUUAUUUUA
This is a messenger RNA of Arachis ipaensis, 5205 nucleotides long. Its product is annotated as DExH-box ATP-dependent RNA helicase DExH12-like. Gene Ontology annotation, cellular component: nucleus. Lineage: Eukaryota; Viridiplantae; Streptophyta; Magnoliopsida; Fabales; Fabaceae. Gene Ontology annotation, molecular function: ATP hydrolysis activity; ATP binding; nucleic acid binding. The record is from RefSeq and is a predicted model, not a curated record.